GCGAGCGCACACAGACUAACAGACCCGGGAAAAAUAACUUACAUGGCUCUUUGUUUGAAUGUACAACGACACCAUGACGACUUGUUAACGGCGGUCUACCUGUAGCCGUCCUCCGCGAAGGCGAACAACAGCACCACUGCUAUUUUAUCACUGUUAAGAGCAAUUUUCCUCUCUUUCCUUUACUGUUCCACAUUCCGGCGCACACACGGGGAAAAUGAAGGCGAAAAACCGUGACCAAAGCUUGUCGGACUCCAGGGAGCUGGACGGAUCCUAUGACCAGCUAACGGGUAAUCCUUCCAACAGCCAAAGCAAAAAAACCAUAAAGCAGCGAUUCCUCAAGCUGCUGCCGUGCUGCAAGCCCUCGGCUGCUCCCUCAAUCAGUCAAAAUAGCGUGGAGGAUGACUUUGAGCUAUCCACUGUGUGCCAUCGCCCUGAAAGCAUGGACAAGCUGCAGGAACAGACCAAGUUCACCAAAAAGGAGCUCCAAGUCCUCUACAGGGGCUUCAAAAAUGAGUGUCCGAGCGGUGUGGUUAAUGAGGAGAACUUUAAGACCAUUUACUCCCAGUUCUUUCCCCAGGGAGAUUCAAGUAUGUAUGCACAUUUCCUGUUUGAAGCUUUUGACACAAACAAGAACGGCUCCGUUAGUUUUGAGGAUUUUGUAUUUGGCUUGUCUAUCAUUCUGAGAGGGACCAUUAAUGACCGGUUAAACUGGGCGUUUAACCUCUAUGACCUGAACAAGGAUGGCUGCAUCACCAAAGAGGAAAUGCUGGACAUCAUGAAGUCCAUCUACGACAUGAUGGGGAAGUACACGUACCCCUCUAUGCAGGACGACGCUCCAAGAGAACAUGUGGAGAGCUUCUUCCAGAAAAUGGACCGGAAUAAAGACGGGGUGGUCACCAUAGAGGAAUUCAUCGAGUCAUGCAAAAAGGAUGAGAACAUCAUGCAGUCCAUGCAGCUGUUUGACAACGUCAUCUAAGAACCCGGAUCAGAGACAACACAGGCACCAGGGAGGGGAAUGUGUGUGUGUAAGAGGAACUAAAAAGAGAGAAAGAGUUUGUGAAUGUGUGUGUAUGGCUGUUUUCAGACUUGCGAGCUUGUGCUUGUGUUGAGAGCUGUGCGUCCUGAGGGCUGCAAGAGGCCCUCUCCCUCGUCCUGGACCCCUGGUGGCAUUUCUCCAAGCAACAAUGGAGGCAUCCCGACUCCCUCGCUCAUCAUGCAGAACUUUAGUUUUACCCAGAGACACAGAGACGAAAAAGCAGCGGGCACACCCCAGACUACCCUUUGUUUUCUAUUAUUUAUUUAUCAUUGUUACUAAUGGAGGAACUUAAUCAGCCUGUGGUGGUAUCUAAUUGUAUCCAAGGAUUACUUUUCCUCCUUGAUGGCCAAGAUUUGGAUUCUGAUCCUGCCUCUGUGCAUGUGGGUGACACACUUCCCUGGAUUUGAAAGGCUGCUCAUGCCCCAGCCAUGACAAAAUAAACAGAAGUCUGCUGCCAUCUAGUGGAAAGAGAGAGAAAGACACUUCCUAAGGAGACAUCUGACAAAUUCAAGAUCCAGGCGAUUCUGUUUUAUGGAGGUUUUCCACAAGAAACUGAUUUCAAUAUCGCAUGAUGAUGUCACUAAUAUCCAGUUAUGUAUUUACAGAGAUACUCCAAAGUCUGCUUGUCUGUCCGCUGUUCCUAGUCAUUCACAGGUGCCUCACCCUCUGUGUAUGUGUGUGUGCAUGUGUUACAGGAAGAGAUGUCAUCCGUCUUACCUACAGGGUCCCGUUCAUAGGAUCCUGGAUGAAUAUUCCCCAGCCUUCCAAGUAUUACAGUCCUAGCUGUAGAUGUCUAAUGACUGUUGUACAUUUUCUAGCAUUCCCAGUGGUGUGAUCUGUUAGGCAGUACAAGGUGGGGGUUGCACUAUAGUUAAAAAAAAUCAAACUGUUCUGAACAUCUUAUUUUCUCUCAAUACAGAAUUUGAAUUGUACUAGUCUAUCAAUUCACAUUCAAAGGGAAUUUAUUAGAUUGCAGACUGUAUUUGUGAACUUCUUGUAAUCAGAAAAGUCAUGUGGUUGUAGCAGGUUCUACCACUCCCUGAAAAAAAAUCUCAACCCUCCUUUUUGCAUUAAUUAGGCUCAUAAAAAUUGAAAUAGAGAUAGUAUGUGUGUGUACUGUUAGCGAGAGAGACAUGGUUUAAUGACAUUUUUACACCCCUCUCAUUUUGUAUUUCCCCUCUCUCUGCAACACCAAAGAGAAGAAAUAAAGAGGUAUAAAGCCCACCUAUGGGUGAAGAGAGAGGGAGAUGCUGUGUAGAACAAGAGGCAAGGGGCAAUCAGACAUAAAGGAUGUCUUGUCCUCAUGCACCCACUCCAACAUUAAGCAUACAAAUCCAUUAUGCUCUGAUUUUUUUUCAGCUAUUUGUUGAGUUGUUUGAAUUCUAAAUUAGACUAUUUCUGAGAUGGUACAAGUGUAAAAAGCACUAAUGCUAUAUUUCAACAGGCUGUAGUGUUUUCCAGCGCAUAUACUAGUAUGGAAUAGCAAUAACGAUCGACAUGUAUAAGGUGCAUUUCCACUCGAACAUCUUAUUCAUCUUACAGCACAGUUGAAGGAUACAUUAAAGCCUUGAUGAUAAUAUGCACUCACCGACCUUUACUUACUUUGUUGCUGUAUGCUUUUCUUUACAUUAUUUAUGUAAUGGAGGAAAAUAGCUACCCUCUGAUUGUUCCUUGCCUACAGUCUUGAAUUUCCACUCCUGACCAGAACUAAACCUGUCUAUACCCGCAUGUACUGUGUCUAGAACAAUGAAAACCUACUAACCCGCUGUACUGACUGUCUAGUUAGCUAGCCUCAACUGGUUGCAUUACGUAUUUAAAUUGUGUAUAUUUUGUACAGAGACAAUA
This is a messenger RNA of Cheilinus undulatus (humphead wrasse), 2881 nucleotides long. Its product is annotated as Kv channel-interacting protein 2. Gene Ontology annotation, biological process: regulation of potassium ion transmembrane transport. Gene Ontology annotation, molecular function: calcium ion binding; potassium channel regulator activity. The record is from RefSeq and is a predicted model, not a curated record. Lineage: Eukaryota; Metazoa; Chordata; Actinopteri; Labriformes; Labridae. Gene Ontology annotation, cellular component: voltage-gated potassium channel complex. The transcript is spliced from 9 exons. The coding region runs from base 215 to 976 and encodes 253 amino acids.